AUGCUAAACACUGACCAACUGCUGGGUAAGGCUAAAUCGGAGAAACGAAGACACAACACAGAGCCCUUGAUUUCAGGGACUGGCACGGGGCUGUUCAAACUUCUAUCAAGCAUCAUUCCGGAGGAGCAGAGGGGCCUUGGGAGUGGUGACAACCUCCAGAACCAGAGCUGCCAGCUGCAAAGGUCUCAGAGCGCAGGGCAGACAACAAAGAAAGAACACAAGCCCAGGAGACGGCACAAGAAAGGACGAAGCUCAGCUGAGGCAGAGGAUCUCUUCAGUCCACCUUCUCGGAAGCCCUCCUUCCCUUUCCAGUGGGCCUGGGAGAGCUUCAUCAUAGAUGGCCAAACUCUGCUUCAGCCGAGUGCCUCUCUUUCCCCGGGCCAACGAUGCCUGCUCUUGCCAACAGCCCCCCAUCUCAAGUCCAGGCGCAAGUCAACAGCCCAUCUCUCUGAAGACCUUGUUGUCGGCCACAAGAUGGAAGCGCAAAGGCUGGGGAAGAAGCAUCAGCUGGGGGCCUGCGGCACCAUUGCCCUUCCUCUGGGCAAAGCAGAGAGCUUAGGGCUGGAGUCAGCCAGCCAGGGUAGCAACUGCCUAACAGGCAAAGGGUCAUGGUCAGAGUUUGAGGAUGGCUCAGAAGCAGAAGGCCAGGAAGCUGAGGAGGGGGACAGGGAUCUGAGUCUUGGGGAACUGCCCCAGCUCCCAGGGCAUAACCUGCUCUUGGAGGAGUGGGUCUCAGAGGUGAUGGAAGAGGAGGAACACAGCGCCCUCAACAAGAGAAAUGGCAGCUCGGGUAGUAAGCACAGCAAUUCUGGAGAGAAGGCCUCAGGAGCAGGGGAGUUGGAGGGCUACAGACAGGGACACAGCUCCAGCUAUCGAAAACCACAUAAAGGGAUGGCAAGGGCCAAGGAGCUGAAGGGCCCCUGGGACCUGGAUCGGCUGCACAGGCAGUUACAGGAGGAAUUAGACUGUGGUCCUCAAAAGCCGACCUGGAAGGUUUUGCGCGCAGCUGUCCAAGCCUCUGCCAGGAACAAGAAGAGCUCUACCUUGGGGGAUGCUGAAAGUUUGUUUUAUGCCAGCUUCUCUAAUCGUACCUUCCACAAAAGACAGGAGGCUACCAGGACUGCAUGCUCCUCUAUGCCACCCUGGACUUCCUUGAAGCUCCGAAUCCCCCAUGGACAUCUUCCUUUUCUCACCAGAAACCUGCUGCAGGCCUGGGAACUGCAGCACCUGAAGGAGAGGCAGCAGGCUGAGUUCCGCAGGGCAAGGGAGCAGCAGGUGCAGCAGCAGGUGGCUCGCUGUCUGGCAGCCUACACACCCAGAGAGAACAAAGGGGCCUUGGCUGCUCAGCGCAAACUAGAGGAUCUGAGGCGCAAAGAACGACAGCGUUUUGUUGAGUAUCAGGCAGAGCUACAAGGCAUCCAGCACAGGGUGCAGGCCCGGCCCUUCCUGUUCCAGCAGGCCAUGCAGACCAACGCCAGGCUCACAGCAAAUCGGCGCUUUUCCCAGGUGCUGUCCGCGCUGGGAGUAGAUGAGGAACAGCUGCUGGCUGAGGCAGGAAAAGCAGAGGGCACCCCCCGGAGACAAAGGAGCCACCGGUCACUUGGAGCAGAAAUGGAGCCCUCUUCUCUGAGCCCCCCAAAGACAGAGGGUUCCAGCAGCCAGCCUGAAAGACAACUUUCCCCAACCCUGGACCCACAGGACGGUCCCUGAGAUAAAAAAAUUAAACGCUUUAUGGCAAGUA
This is a messenger RNA of Meriones unguiculatus (Mongolian gerbil), 1741 nucleotides long. RefSeq names its product testis specific 10 interacting protein (gene Tsga10ip). Gene Ontology annotation, biological process: cilium organization. NCBI's taxonomy places the organism in Eukaryota, Metazoa, Chordata, Mammalia, Rodentia, Muridae. The record is from RefSeq and is a predicted model, not a curated record. Gene Ontology annotation, cellular component: cilium; ciliary basal body; photoreceptor connecting cilium. The coding region runs from base 1 to 1710 and encodes 569 amino acids. The transcript is spliced from 8 exons.